CGCAUAUAUCGUUACUAUCGUGAUCUUAACUUCUGCACAAUACGGAGACUUUCCAGUUGUUGUGAAGCAGUCUGACUAUUGUCCAGCUGUCGCGGGAGGUGGCGCCGUCUUGCCUGGACUAAAGCGGAAGUUGUUCUAGCAAAGUCAACGUCGUCAUCUUGAAAUUUCCCCACCACCAGCCAUCGGCGAUAAAGGUUCUCCCUACAACUAUUAUCGGGUAGCAAGAUAGGGAAGAAGUUGCGACAAUGAAGAUCGCGUGCUUGCAGUUUGCGCCUCAGGUCGGCGAUGUCGAUAACAACCUAAAUCGAGCCGAUGCCAUCCUCAAUAAGGCGAAUCCUCAAGACCUGGACCUUCUCGUCCUACCCGAAUUAGCGGUUACAGGCUACAACUUCCGAUCUCUGCGCGACAUCUCUCCAUUCCUCGAGCCGACUGGCGCAGGAAUCUCUUCCGUAUGGGCGAGAACGACUGCUCUCAAGUACAACUGCACAACAAUCGUCGGCUACCCCGAGAAGAUGGAUGUGUCAAGACAAUGGCCAACGUCUCCCGAAUACUAUAAUUCCGCGUUAAUGGUGAACCAAGACGGAGACACUAUUGGGAAUUAUCGAAAGAGUCAUCUGUAUUAUACCGAUGAAACAUGGGCUCUUGAGGGGUCUGGCUUUUUCAAGGGUCGUCUUCCCGGAAUCAAGGGCAAUGUAGCCAUGGGUAUUUGUAUGGAUAUUAACCCCUAUAAAUUCGAAGCUCCAUGGCAUGCUUUUGAAUUCGCAUUCCAUGUCUUAGAAUCCAACGCGAAUGUAGUUAUCCUAAGCAUGGCUUGGCUUACCACCGAAGAUUUCGGAGUCUACUCGAGUAAAAGCUCAGAGCCUGAUUUGGAUACGUUAACCUACUGGUUAACUAGGUUGGAGCCUCUGAUUCGCGCCGAAACUGAGGAAGAGAUCAUCGUAAUAUUUGCGAACCGGACUGGAGUUGAAGAUAAUGCUGUGUACGCAGGCACCAGUGCGGUGAUCGGGAUCCAGGACGGCGAAGUCAAUGUAUACGGUGUUCUUUCACGAGGAGCAAAGGAACUUUUAGUCGUUGAUACGGAAACCGCCCCAUACGCCAAACUGGUGUACCGACCGGAAGGAGAAGAAAAAUCAGCCAGUGGGACGGGUAGCGAAUUCAUGAUGCAACCAAACGACGAAUCAAGCCAAGGAGGGCCAUCGGAUACCUCGAAUGCCUCGUCCACUCUAUCGGGAAAGCCUAGUGCAUCCACUGGCUCAAGUAACGAAAGUCCAGAGCCGCUCAUGGAAUCCGGUCGUCGAAGUGCUCCACGCACAAGGCAUGGCGAGUCUCCAAUCUCGCCCCAAUAUUCUUGGAAGCGGUCUCCCUUAGGUACUGACCCUAAUGAAUUAGCGGAUGACCUUACACCUCGAAGUGUUGAUCUAGAUCCCGAUGCCGAAUUUUCUGGACUGGUUAGCAAUUUCAACAAUCCUCCCACGACUAGCGAGGCCUCUAUUAGACGACCCACGUCAACAAAGUCCCGCAAUGCAAGCCGUCAUAGGACCCGUCACUCACAAUCUACUAGCACAGUAGAUCAAUCACCUCAAUCAAUCCCAAUUGGUGUGAUGAGACAAAGAGACCAGGAAGUUAAAGCAUCGCCUAGGAAAAUAACACCUGGCGUUACGCCAGCGAUGCUGUCUCCGGAUCUGGAAAAACUUGGUGCAGACCUAAUGGUAUUCCAGGGGGACUUGGCCGGACCGAGACGUGAUAGUCUCAUAUGUAACGUUGACGAGGAGGAUUAUGCCGCUGUACUACUGGCUAAGCGGAAGGACUCUGCCAGAAGAAGUCCAACGAAGUCAGAUCCUCAUACCGGGCGCUCUAGUUCUCGACACGCCAGGGCAAAUGACUCCCCGAAAUACAGCAGUGAAAGGUCUCACUCGAGAAGUAAAGCUUCAAACGAAUCUCCAAUUUCGCCUCUUGAAACAAGUCAAGGGACGCCUGCUCGCCCGGCAAGUCGUGGCAGACAUCGUAGUGGCAGUACGACAAUGCCGAAAAGCCUAUCAAAGAAGACUUCCCAUGGCCGCAUGACUUCCAAUGAGAUCCCUCCACCUCUACCUAGUGAAGCACGGGGGUUGACCAAUGAGUCCAACCGCCACACUAGACACCAGAGCGAAGGCAUAUCUAAUACAACGUCGCCGUCUCAUCGGCAUCGACAAAAUCCUGUACCGGUGGCUAGCAAGCCGACAAGGUACAAGAACCCUGAACCCGCCGCUGACCGCGAGCUGCAUGAGGCGUCGCUGCCAGUCAAGACGACAAAGCAUCGCAAGGGAGACUCGCGCUCAGCCUUAAGCAAGGAGGCUGUUUUCUCUCAAAAGCCUGCCGAAUCGAACCCGAGUACUCACUCCCCUCGGGCUUUCGCAGAGCCCAAAGCACGAGCGCCCAAGUUCGUCCCAGAAAGAAUUCCGCCAACCCCUAAAGCCAUGAUACUCCCUCCAGACUAUGACGGCAGCACCAACCACCAAAGCAUGCCGGUGCCACCAAGGAAACAACAACAGGUAAUUAAUGUGAAAUGUGUCGACGAAAAUACUGAAGUGAGGGAAGAGAGACCAAGGAGUGCUGUAUGGUAGAUAUGGAUAAGUGUAUCAAGACUUCAUGACGUUAUUAUUAUCUUGCUUGCUGUAGCGAGGAGUUCGGGGGAAUGUGCUGUGUAUGUUAGUUUUAGGUAGUAUGACACUUGUAACUAGAUAUUGAUAUUGAAGUAAAGUCUCUGUCUCUGGGU
This is a messenger RNA of Annulohypoxylon maeteangense, 2755 nucleotides long. Its product is annotated as carbon-nitrogen hydrolase. The record is from RefSeq and is a predicted model, not a curated record. Bases 246 to 2603 code for a protein of 785 amino acids. Lineage: Eukaryota; Fungi; Ascomycota; Sordariomycetes; Xylariales; Hypoxylaceae. Gene Ontology annotation, biological process: protein catabolic process. The transcript is spliced from 5 exons. Gene Ontology annotation, molecular function: protein-N-terminal glutamine amidohydrolase activity; protein-N-terminal asparagine amidohydrolase activity.